Molecule: messenger RNA, 1484 nt
Organism: Leptidea sinapis
Lineage: Eukaryota; Metazoa; Arthropoda; Insecta; Lepidoptera; Pieridae
Product: allatotropin-like
Exons: 8
Coding region: 84-782 (232 amino acids)
Source: RefSeq, a predicted model, not a curated record
UCAGGCCGCCACUUCUACGAAAGCUCUGUCCGCGUAGCACCUGUUACAAAGUGCCAAGUGUAGUACUACGACCACUUGUAGCCAUGAACGUCACAAUGCAGCUCGCUGUCAUGGUGGCUGUCUGUCUGUGCCUGGCUGAAGCAGCUCCUGUUGGCAGACUGACGAGGAGCAAGCAGCAGCGACCUACACGAGGCUUCAAGAACGUCGAGAUGAUGACAGCUCGGGGCUUCGGGAAGAGAGCUAGAACAGAACGCGACGUGGUACAUCAAAGAACUUCAGAACGAACGUCUCGUGGUAUUCCAAUAUUUAAAAGUCCAUCGGUUGGUAUUGCCAGGGACUUUGGAAAAAGAACUCCUGAAUUGGAAUCGGAAGAUGAAUCCCGCAAGACAUUUAAGCCCAGGUGCAUGCAUCUUAUGACUGCCAAAGAUUUCGGCAAAAGAAGCGAUAACAAUGACGUAAACGAUGAAGAGGAAGAAAUAAGAGUAACCAGAGGUACUUUCAAGCCGAACUCAAACGUUCUUAUCGCGAGGGGUUAUGGGAAAAGACAGGGGGAAAACGGUGAAGUGUAUGGAAUGGAUAACUUUUGGGAGUCGCUUGAGGGGACCCAAGAGAAAGAUGGCCAGGAGACUGAUGAGAAACCGGUUGAAAGCAUCCCAAUGGAUUGGUUUGUGAAUGAAAUGCUGAAUAACCCCGACUUCGCUCGAUCCGUGGUCAGAAAAUUCGUUGAUCAAAAUCAGGACGGCAUACUCUCCGCUGAUGAACUACUAAGGAACACGGCUUAAGGAAACGACAACCCGAUACAAACUCGUUAGUUUCUACCUAAAUUAUGUUACAACUGUUUAUUAGAUCUGUUUGUAUUUUUAUAGUACUGUGAUAAGUAAGCUCUUGCAUUUGGAAAAUAAAAAAAAUAAAACUCAAGCCAGAAAUAGCUUAAACUGUAAAUAAUUUGUUAUUAGUCUGAUUUACGUGUAAUGUCUAUAAUAUAAUAGAUAAAAGUUCUUUAGUGUUGUAUAAGAAAUAUUAAAUAUUUGUGAAUAGUGGUAGUUUCAGUACCUUAAUAUUUGUUACCUUGUUUUGUGAAUGAUAUUAUUUUACGUUAGAUGGAUCACCAAACGACACACACUUGAGACUUAAUGGAUAUUUAUAUUAGUUAUCAAUUUGAACAAUCUUGCUGCGAAAUUAUUAGAAGCCUAAUUAAACUCAACAUUGGGGAAAAAUUAUAAAAGAUAUGAAUAAAAAUACAUUUUAACUCUGGUUUUAAUAAGUCAUUUGCAGCGCAUUUAUAUUUUCAUUUAAAUGAAAAUUUUAAUAUAAAAUGUUAUAUAGGCUGGGAGAUAUUAUAUUAUGUUAUCUCUACGUACAUACAUAAUUUAGUUAAGAGCUUUAAUGUUAUGGAAUCCAUUGUCAUAUUUCAUAGGUUCAGACAUUAUAUAAUAAUAUUAUAGUAAUUGUUAUUUGUCAAUUUCAAGAAUGAAAUAAAAGUC